CAAGAGGGUGCGGUUGGCCAUGGCCUCAGACUCCACCAUAGACUUUCCUGACCUGCUCUGUUCCUGGGAGGAGGACCGAAAGCUGGUCCUUCGUGGCUGGUCCCUCGUCUUCAUCUUCCUGGCAACCUUGUUGGUGUUCAGCGUGGUGGAUGGGCGGAUGGCCUAUGUGCAUGGUCCUUACACUGGCUUCAUCGGCCUCUGGAUUGACUGCAGGAGGCACAAGUGUGCCAACGUGGGCCAAGUCACUGGUCAGUGCAUAGGCCGUGUGUCCACUCUGGUUUACAUUCACAUGAGCAAGGGCUUCAUAUUUCUGGCCCUGGCACUGUGCCUCGUCCUCCUGCCCACUAUGUUCCUCUCCUUCCGGCCAGUCUGCCGCCGCUUGAACAAGAUCGACUUUGUCUUCAGUUUCCUCAGCAUUAGCAUCGGGCUCCUGAUUCUCCUCAGCUUGACGCUCUUUAUCAUCAACUGCGAUAGGCUGCGCCCGAGGCCACAGGUAUCCUACCUGCUGGCCUUCUACCUGUGCUGGUGCGCCAGCGUCUUGAUGCUGUGGGCCGGAGCUCUGUCCUUCCUCAACCAAUUGAGACUAUGGACCUACACUACACCUCUUGUGGAACGGAGGGUCAGCUACUUUCGUUGGGCCUCAAGACGCCUAAUGCAGCUGCAGCCCAUAUCUGACCACAGCUUGGAGUCCACCCAGAACCAGUGUGCUGCAAUCCCAAGCAGCCAGAGCAGUGUGGUUCCGGGCCCCAAGCGGGUGAUGAUCCGCCCAACAGGCCACGCCCCUAAGCCACUCUCCAUCCUUUGGUCUGGCCCCACCCAGGGACCCCAGGAGGCCACUCUGCAGCCCAGUCUUGGGGGCGGUCCCUGUCCUACUGUGGACAGACCCCUCUUCAGGAAGUCAAGGUUUGAUGUUGAUGUAACAUCCCGUCCCCUUCCUGGCUUCUCCGACUCAAUAAAACCAGGUCGACAGUCCAAAUUCUCAGUGUGGAACGGCUAG
This is a messenger RNA of Phodopus roborovskii (desert hamster), 997 nucleotides long. RefSeq lists its product as uncharacterized. NCBI's taxonomy places the organism in Eukaryota, Metazoa, Chordata, Mammalia, Rodentia, Cricetidae. Gene Ontology annotation, cellular component: plasma membrane. Bases 20 to 997 code for a protein of 325 amino acids. The transcript has 6 exons. The record is from RefSeq and is a predicted model, not a curated record.